This is a messenger RNA of Anas platyrhynchos (mallard), 14361 nucleotides long. It is a transcript of the gene BNC2, whose product is annotated as basonuclin zinc finger protein 2. Lineage: Eukaryota; Metazoa; Chordata; Aves; Anseriformes; Anatidae. The record is from RefSeq and is a predicted model, not a curated record. Gene Ontology annotation, biological process: regulation of DNA-templated transcription. Gene Ontology annotation, cellular component: nucleus.
GCGGGCGAGGGCCGCGUUCGGGCGCGCUUGGCGCGGCGCUGGCAGGGGCAGAGGCACUGAUGUGACUUCUGGGUCUGUUCCCUGCGAGCGGACACAACCGUGACGGCUCACCUCCUCCUCCCUCCUCCCCUCCUCCCGGCACACACACACGCACACACACGCGCGCGCUUACAGAACCGAAAAAAAAAAAAAAAAAAAAAAAAAAAAAAAAAAAAAAAAAAAAAAAAAAGCCACCCUUCCUUUCACAAUUUUUUUAUCCCUCAGAUCCCCGCACCGCGCUGUGCUGCAGCCGCCGCCACCGCCGCCAGCGCCGAGCCCCGGGAGCUGAUGGAGCAAUGGUUCAAACCACCUGAAGCUGUGAGGGCGAGAAAGAGAGAGGAAAGUGGGGAGGACGAAGGGGAGGAAGGAGAGACGGAGAGAGGGCAAAGAGAGAGAGGCGCUGAGAGCCCAGAGGCAGCAGGAAGGGUGCAGGCACUGCCGCUGAGAGGAGAUCGAGAGACAGGGGGUGCACUUGACAACCAGCAUGCAGAGAUGUCAGAAGAGGCAGAAGUGGAUGUGAGAGACAGACACACACAGAGACACAGAGAGCGAAAGAGGGCAAGAGACUUGACUUUAAGAGACUCCUGCACUGACAACUCCAUGCAGUUCGGAACAAGAACGGCAGCGACCGACUCUGGUUUCAUGGGGACAUGGCAGAACACUGACACUAAUCUCCUGUUCAGAAUGUCCCAACAGGCCAUCCGCUGUACACUGGUAAAUUGCACAUGUGAAUGUUUUCAGCCAGGGAAGAUUAACCUGAGAACCUGUGAUCAGUGUAAACAUGGCUGGGUGGCACAUGCUUUGGACAAGCUUAGUACUCAACACCUCUACCACCCAACCCAAGUGGAGAUUGUGCAGUCCAACGUUGUGUUUGACAUCAGCAGCUUGAUGCUCUAUGGUACCCAGGCUGUGCCUGUGAGACUGAAGAUACUACUUGAUCGACUCUUCAGCGUACUGAAGCAAGAGGAGGUGUUGCAUAUUCUACAUGGCUUAGGCUGGACACUUCGAGACUAUGUUCGAGGCUACAUCCUUCAGGAUGCUGCAGGCAAGGUGCUGGACCGCUGGGCCAUCAUGUCCAGGGAAGAAGAGAUCAUUACCCUUCAGCAGUUCUUGAGAUUUGGAGAAACCAAAUCCAUUGUGGAGCUGAUGGCAAUUCAAGAAAAAGAAGGGCAGGCUGUGGCUGUGCCAUCUUCAAAGACAGAUUCAGAUAUAAGGACUUUUAUUGAAAGCAAUAAUCGCACCAGGAGCCCAAGUCUCCUUGCUCACCUGGAGAACAGCAACCCUUCCAGCAUUCAUCAUUUUGAAAACAUCCCGAAUAGCCUUGCAUUCCUGCUUCCAUUCCAAUACAUAAAUCCAGUCUCUGCUCCACUGCUGGGGCUGCCUCCAAAUGGCCUCCUGCUGGAACAGCCAGCAAUGAGGCUCCGUGAACCAAGCCUUACAACCCAAAAUGAAUAUAAUGAGAGCAGUGAAUCUGAAGUUUCCCCUACACCUUUCAAGAAUGAGCAAACAUCCAGCAGGAAUGCUUUGACCAGCAUCACAAAUGUUGAACCCAAAACUGAGCCAGCCUGUGUCUCUCCUGUUCAGACACCUACACCUGUCAAUGAUUUAUCAAAACCAGAACAUACUAAAAGCUCAUUCCGCAUUCACAGAAUGAGGAGAAUGGGAUCUGCCUCCAGAAAAGGAAGAGUGUUUUGUAAUGCAUGUGGCAAAACUUUCUAUGACAAAGGUACUCUUAAAAUCCACUACAAUGCAGUUCACCUGAAAAUCAAGCACCGGUGCACUAUUGAAGGCUGCAACAUGGUCUUCAGCUCUCUCCGAAGCCGCAAUCGUCACAGUGCUAACCCCAACCCCCGCCUCCACAUGCCUAUGCUAAGGAAUAAUCGAGACAAAGACCUAAUUCGUGCUACAUCAGGUGCUGCCACUCCAGUCAUAGCAAGUACAAAAUCCAACCUAACUUUAACAAGCCCAGGGCGUCCACCGAUGGGAUUUACCACUCCCCCUCUAGAUCCUGUACUACAGAAUCCUCUUCCCAGCCAGCUGGUGUUUCCAGCUUUAAAGACUGUCCAACCUGUUCCUCCUUUUUACAGAAAUUUACUUACUCCUGGAGAGAUGGUGAGUCCUCCAACCUCCCUCCCUACCAGUCCAAUAAUACCAGCAUCAAGUGGCAUGGAGCAGCAUCCCCCUCCUCCUUCAGAGUCAUCGGUUCCAUCAGUGCUGAUGCCCACUCCGGAGCCUAAUACUGAUCUUGCCCCCAAGAAAAAGCCAAGGAAGUCGAGCAUGCCAGUUAAAAUAGAAAAGGAAGUUAUUGAUACUGCCGAUGAGUUUGAUGAUGAAGAUGAAGAGGUGAAUGACAGCAGUACAAUGGUGAAUGACAUUGGUCAUGACAAUCACUGCCAUUCUCAGGAAGAAAUGAGCCCAGGCCUGUCAGUGAAGGACUUUUCUAAAACUGACAGAAGCAGAUGUAUUACCAGACCAGAUAUAAGAAGGGCAGACAGCAUGACAUCAGAAGAUCAGGAGCAUGAGAGAGACUAUGAAAAUGAGUCAGAAUCAUCAGAGCCCAAAUUGUGUGAGGAAUCCAUGGAAGGCGAUGAUCGCCUCCAUGAACCUGGUGAAAAAUCUAUGAUGCAUAGUGACAGACAAGAUGAAAACCACAAUGACUCUUCUAACCAGGAUGUCAUUAAGGUGAAGGAAGAGUAUACAGACCCUACAUAUGAUAUGUUCUACAUGAGCCAAUAUGGACUGUACAAUGGAGGCAGUGCCAGUAUGGCUGCCCUUCAUGAAAGUUUUGCUUCCACAUUCAACUAUAGCAGCCCUCAGAAGUUCUCCCCAGAAGGUGAAAUGUGCUCAAGCCCUGACCCCAAGAUCUGCUACGUGUGCAAGAAGAGUUUCAAGAGUUCCUACAGUGUGAAACUUCACUACAGAAAUGUGCAUUUAAAAGAGAUGCAUGUCUGCACGGUGGCUGGCUGUAACGCUGCGUUCCCGUCACGGAGAAGCAGAGACAGACACAGUGCUAAUAUAAACCUGCACCGUAAACUGUUGACCAAAGAACUGGAUGACAUGGGCCUGGACUCCUCACAGCCUUCUCUUAGUAAGGACCUCCGUGAUGAAUUUUUGGUGAAGAUAUAUGGCUCUCAGCAUCAGAUGGGGCUUGACAUAAGGGAAGACACCUCCUCACCUGCUGGUACUGAGGAUUCCCAUAUGAAUGGGUAUGGCAGGGUCAUGUCGGAAGACUAUAUGGUCCUAGACCUGAGCACCACCUCCAGCAUCCAGUCCAGCAGCAGUAUCCAUUCCUCAAGAGAAUCUGAUGCAGGAAGUGAUGAGGGCAUUCUCCUGGAUGACGUCGAUGGGGCAAGUGACAGCGGGGAGUCUGCCCACAAAGCAGAUGCCCCUGCCUUAGCUGUAGGUAUGGGCACUGAUGUCCCAGGAUCCCUCAUGUUCAACAGUGUUUCGGUGAGCAACGGUGGGAUAAUGUGUAACAUUUGCCACAAAAUGUACAGCAACAAGGGAACCCUCAGAGUGCACUAUAAAACAGUGCACUUGCGAGAGAUGCACAAAUGCAAAGUACCUGGGUGCAACAUGAUGUUCUCCUCUGUCCGUAGCCGAAACCGGCACAGUCAGAAUCCCAACUUGCAUAAAAACAUUCCGUUCACUUCAGUAGAUUAGUUCAAGGAUGGACACGGCAUAAUGCCAGCUCUCAGAGAGGGCCCACCACAUUUGAACUGCCAUAUACAGCCUCCCUUGAUAUAUAUAUAUAUAUAUAUAUAUAAAUAUACAUAUAUAUAUAAUCUUUUCUUUUCUUUUCUAACAAAAGAAAGAAACACCAGGUGCUUUUUUUCCCUCUGUUGGUUGUUGGUUUAUUUUUUUUUCCUUUUGGGGGGGGAUAGAAAUAAAAAUGUGGGAUCUUUAAUCUGGGGUGAAAUACCCUUUAAGAAAAAAGCAAAGCAAGCAAACAAACAAACAAACAAACAAAAAACACAGAGAAAGCCUGCAAUUGUCCCUAGUUCUGUUAGAAUGUUCUUGGUCAUCUCCAAAGAGACAAUUUGUUCUACCCAUGAGCUUCACCUGAAAAAAAAAAAAAAAAAAAAAAAAAAAAGAACAAAACAAACAAACAAAAAAAAAGCAAAGGAAAAAAAAAAGAAAAAAAAAUCUACUUAGUUGUCUUUGUGUCUUCUAAGCAUUGGGGAUAAUGUUCUACUAAGCAUGGCUGUUACACUUGUAUAUAUAUAUUGAGCCUUGACAGGCCUAUGAUGUAAAACAAUUGUAUUGAUGGUGGUUUAACUCUUUUUUUUUUUUUGCUUAAUUUUUACAGUUACAUUCAGCUGUUAGAUAAGCAGGAAAAAUAGUUUGCUGGCUAGUUCUACUCAUUUAUGUUAGCUUUAAUGCACAUUUUUAAAAGAACCACGGUCUUGUUUUAACUACCUGCUAGAUAUAAGUAAUACAGAGGUGCUGGCAUGCUUUACAGUACCUGAUCUGAUACAGUUUUUUUUGUCUUGUACUAUUACAUAAAUCCAGUCAUGCACUUUUUAGUACACUACAAGGGGAUGUGUAAUAAUAUCCAUGCUUUUUUUUUCCUUAAACUAUUGCCAUAUUUUCAGUAAGUGUCUUUAAAAAAAUACACUUAGAUAAAAGUGGUCUGGUCAGUAUGAGGGCAUGAAUGCCAAACAAAGAGUAUUAGUGUUUAGUGUUAAUACAAAAGUGCCAACUUUGCACACGUUUUAAAAAAAAAAAAAAAAAAAAAUGGAAAAAAAAAGAAAAUGUAGUUACUUAUCCACCACAACCACAAUUGUAGUUUUUGGACUACAGGAAAAAUUACUGGGGAAGGAAAAGGUGUAAAGUGAAAUACAGAAUUCUUGGUGCUUUUUUCAAGUGCCAACUAUUACUAGAAACAAUAGAGCAUCCUCAUUCCUUAUAUAAUACACUACAUGAAAGAAAAAACAGAAUUGUGUCAUGUGAAUCAGUGGAAACUUUUUUUUUGUUGAACAUGCAUAAUAUUUGGGGAUAUAAAUGCUGAUACUACUUGUCACAGAACAAAGAUGAAUAUAAUUUUGUGUGCUUCUUACUAUGGCCUGGAUUCUUUGUGGUGUUUAAAAAAAAAAAAAAAAAAAAAAAAAAAAAAGAACAGGGAAAUAAUGUUGACUAUGUUGUUCUGUAAAGUUGUCUUUUUUUUUUUUUUUUUUUUUUUUUCCAAUAGAAAGUGCUGUAGUAUGAUUAAGGCAUGUUUUAUAGAAGCAAUCAAAAGAAAUUAGUGACAGAAGCACUUAGCUCUGAAAACAUAUGCUGGACUUUUAUUGAGUAACUUUCCCUUUGGACAAAUUAGAGGCCAGAGAAAGGAUCUCUAGGUGUGUUAAUGUUUUCUGUUUCACCCACAUGGUUUGUCAGAAAAGAACUAAAGUCUGAGGAAUAGAGCAUGCAAGAGAGACACCAUGGGCAGGAGCAGGAGAAGGAGCUGUCAAUUGAGAAAGGCAGAAAGAAUGAGAGGCUGUCCUGUGAAUCUCUUUUUGUUUCCGGUGUUUACACAUGUUCCUUGAGCUGGUAAACCACACUGGCAGCCUGAGUUACCACAACAUACUGACUGAGUGGUGGUAUUUACUUAAGUUCAGCCUACAGCCAAAACCAUUAGGGUAUGUAGAGUUGUAGACUCUUUUCUUUACAAAAAAAAAAAAAAAAAAAAAAAAAAAAGCAAAAACAACAAAAAGGAUAUUUCAGCAUACAAUAAAAUAUUUGUUCAUUGAGAAUGUGUUCCUUUUCUGUAUUUACUGACCCAGAAUAUUAGCCAAGAGUCAGAAAUGUUUCUUUUGCUUUAGCUUCAGCUGUUUUGAUUUGCUGUGCAUUUCGAUCAUUCUUACCUUUAUGUCCACUUGAGUACUUACACUUUCUAGAGGAACUUCUCAAUAUGGAUUUCCUCUUUUUUCACUCUUUAUGCAUUUCAGUAGUCAUGUUUCCAAAAGUAGGAAUCAAUAGCUAAUAAAUCAGUACUUCCAGCUGUAGAAAAAAAGAGAAUUUUUUUUCUAAAUGAUUUCUCACUAUGGUUCUGUGGGUUACAAGCCUCUGAUCAUUUUUUGAUUCUGUGCACUGAUGAAACCCCAAAAAAUUUUGUGGAUCCCACAGAAAACAUAAGGGAUUUUUACCUUCUGGUUUAACAAACAAACAAACAAAAAGUUUAUAGCAAAAGCUAACCAGUUUCACAGUGUCUUUCUUUCAACUUUUUUUUUUUUUCCUCAAAGUCUCUACUACUUUGCCUUGUUAAAUUGCGUAGAGUGAUGUGCUUUGCUUUGUUUUAUGUUGUGCAAACUCAGUGUGUUAGUGACAGAGGGAAAUUAGAACAGUAAAGGUGGAUUCUUCUCAAACACGUGGACCUUUGUAGUGUUACCUGUACUGCACUCCCAUCCCUCUACAAAUCAUGCUACUUCGAACCAAGCAAGACAUAAAGUCUAAAACCAACAAAACAAAAAUUGAAUAUCUACAGAAGAAAAAAAAAAAAAGAAAAGAAAGAAAGAAAGAAAGAAAGAAAGAAAGAAAGAAAGAAAGAAAGAAAGAAAGAACAGAAUAAAACAAAACUAAAACACUGUUUUGAACUAUGUAUGAUAUAAAUAAAUAUUGUUUUUAAUGAAAAACACAUUUGAGGUAUAUAAAUAAUUCUUCACUGAAUGAAUCACUGUUCUGCAUUCUUAUUUCACUCUGUUUCUGUUAGAGGUCAAAUGGUUUUGGUAAACUUGUUUGGAAACUUAAACAUCAUCAGUAGAUAAAUUCAGCAUAUGAAUUACAUAGGAAAAAUCUGUUUAUUACACAAAAUGAAACAGGACUUCAUAAAAAGCGAAGGAGCAGGAACAAACCUCCAAAAACUGUUACAAAAUCCACAAUCCUACUCUUAUGGCAUCCUAAAUUUCAUUCAGAUUGUGCUUAAGCCCUGUAGAAGAUACGAUCUCCAUGUAAGAGAACUUCGUGAUGGACAGACUAUUGCUCACUGUUAUCUUUAGGUGAAUCAAGUGCUUUUACUGUGCUAGUGAUACUAAAGUCAGAACAGUCUAGGUUUUAGGAGGGCACACAAACUUCCAUUGAAUUGAAUGGUAUUUCCCUCCUUCCUAUUUACCAAGCAUCUCUAUGAGGAUCUGUGUUUAUCAGAAACGUUCCUAUGAUAGAAUUGGUAUUACUUGCAAUUUUCUGAACAAUGUUAAAAAAGGCCAGAUGGUAGAAUUUUGGUUUUACUGACAAAAUUAACACAACUGCUAGCAUUUCUAGGUGAUCUCAGCAGAGAUGCACACUGUAAUCACUAUAAAGACUGAACCUCUUAUUUGUCCAGCACAGGGCAUAAUGGCGUGAUGACAAGACAAGUGUGCUGCUGCUUAUGCCAUCAUAACCUGUGGCUAUUCUCUCAGUUUUCAAGACUGUCAGUCUAACCGUUUUUACAAGAAUUAGGCUGAAUUUGAGGAAGGGGAGUCAUACAGAGGCUCUUCAUCUUACAUGGAAAUUAGUUCCUUGUUGUUUAGUUCCUAUAGUUAUUGCAGGCAUGCUUUCCACAGUGUUUUACCAUUUUGUUCAUGCAAAGUAGUUGCAUAUUUCUGUAAAUCUCAAACAGGCUUUGUCCACUUUUUUGUGGACAAAUAUCUCUGCAUGCUGAAUCUCCUUUAGAAACAGAAUUACUUCUCUUGAGAUGUUUAUGCAUUUUUCUUGCUUAUGGAGAGCACUCUUUUUUUUUCUUUCUUUUUUUUUUCAGGGAAGCAUGCAAUACCAGUUAAUCAUUACAUAUCUUUUGAAAGACUGUGUGGAAAAAAUUGGAAGGAAAACAGCACAGUCAAAUCACAUGAAUUGGAACCAGGAACUGAGCAUUAAUACCACUGGUGGCCUCAUGUCACUGCUUAGUUUUUGGCAGAUCACAUCACUCACCUGUUUAUGUUUCACUCCAUUAAAACAUGGCUAAUACUAAUAUGCUCUUAGUGCAUAUGGGUGUUUCUGUGAGGAUUAAUUAUUUAGUGCUCGUACAGAGCUAAUUUAUAUUUUAAAUAUUUCUGCACAUCUUACACUAUUUAGCCAGUUUUUCUAAGUUGUAUCUUAAACAGCUACAUUUUGUUACAGCUGAGAUUUUAACUUGGCCUCUUAAACUGUAACUGGCUCCAUGGUGACACUGUAGUAAUGCACACAAAGUAUAAGCACUCUGUCACUGAGUCACAAUUGAACUUGAUAAAAUGUGGAAGGUAGAUUUAAAAGCCUGUAAGCACUUACACAAUGCUCUGAAAGAUCUCUCAAAGGCUUUUCAUGACUAAGCUCAUAAAAUUUGUUUCUCAGAUACUUCUCACAGCAGAAAUUGUGCACCAUAUUUUGCUGUGAGUAAACUUCAUUAUAUUUCCUUCCUUCCUUCCUUCCUUCCUUCCUUCCUUCCUUCCUUCCUUCCUUCCUUCCUUCCUUCCUUCCUUCCUUCCUUCCUUCCUUCCUUCCUUCCUUCCUUCCUUCCUUCCUUCCUUCCUUCCAUUCUUCUACCAUUGUGGAAAUGAAAGUGUACUUUCUCUGCCUAUUCCAAAAGUUUAUAAUUUACCAUCAACUAUGUGUUUUCUUUUCCAUCCACAAAUCAGGAACCGUUUAGGAAGAAGCGUCAACAGGUACUGAACAGUAAAGCAGAUGCCACGGGAGGUCAGUACCUCUGUAGAUCCAGUCCAAUAUAGCAAAUAGAAAGUGAGACUUCAUACCCUUGAGGUAUAUGCUUGAGUUUUCCCUGAUUUUUAUUCUUCUCAGUUAACGCAAUUAAGGAUUCAGCAUAGUUAACUACAUGGGCAAAGAGCUGCGUAACUAUCUGGAAAACCCAGAAACAUAAUGAUACAGGGUUUGUUUUGUUCCAAAGAUAGGAACCACUUACAAGAACAAGCUUUAGGUCCAGGAUAUUCUCUUUCAAUGAGUUUGGUAUUUUAAAAUCAAAUUAUAUGGUUUGGAUCUGCUUUUUGAUAGGAUUGUUAGAAAUCUCAGCCACUGUCAGAAAACAGGGCUUCUUUUCAGAUAUACAUUUUUACCCAAAUUCUGCAGGACAUUUUCACAGCAUCAUUGAUGGCUGAGGAAGGAAUAAGGGAGGGAAAGUGUUUGAUCUAGAUGUGCACACAUGCUCCUCUAAAUAUUAUGUGCCAGUUAUGUGAACAGGAAUAUUAGCACUUCUUCUGUCCUGGGAAUGUUUUUGUCACUUUUCUCUUUGGGUUGUAUUAACAGAAUUGUUCUUUUCUUAUUUCAAAAAAGCAGCAAAGGUAUCUGUAGUAAGGGUAAGGAGGCAGCAGGAGUUCUCUGCGAGGAGAAGGUGAGUGGCAGACACAUGAUGGCAGCUGGUAGAUGUCAGUUCCUUCUUUUUCUUUUUCUUUUUUUUUUUUUUAAACUUAUGUCACUACUUUGCUGCUAUAGUAACUCAACAAAACAGUGACUCUAGUGCUACUUUGUGAGAUAAGCAUCAGCAUAUCCUGCCGUCGCCACAUGAUGAGUUGCGCUUUUUCCCCCUUCUGUACGGACAUAAAAGGAACUCUUUUCCAUACCCAUUUUUUCUUUAUGAACAGAGCAACAUGAUACAAUGGACUGAACCUUUCACCCACACAUUUGCCCAAGUACGUGUCUGUUCUAGUCCCACAGUUUCUGUCUCUUCUUGCCAAGCAGCAUUAUCACUGUCUUUAAAAUGGCUGGCAACAAAAGGAAGCAGCAACUUUUUUAUGUGAGUAAGAUAUCUUGAGUCUGUAGUAGUCUUUAUGUGGCUUGUUUUCCCUAGUCAAGCCAUGAUCUUAAAUAGCAACUUAAAUGACAGCUUUGAUUUUGAUAUUGAUCAUGUAUAUCCCAAUACUGUUGCUGUUACGGCAUUGUUGGCACUGGCACUGAAAGGAAAACUGUUCUUAGCCGCAAAAGGGUUAAAAAAAUGGACAUGUUUUUGACAAGUCCUCUGACUUUUGCCAGUAUUAUUGUUCAUUAUGAUGACACUGUAUUAUUUUUUUUUUUUUAAUAACAGCUGUAGUUGUCAUAAAACUAUUUUCCGAUUCCUCUCCUUUAAAGUGUGGUGUUGUAAAUUCAUGUGACCUUUCCUGCAAAGAAUAAAUAUUUCUUUUUUAUAUAAGAUCUCAAGACAAGGCUUGGUUUGUAACAAAUAGUGGCCCAUUACAAAGCAGGAAAAAAAAAAAAAAAAAAAAAAAAAAAAAAAAAAAAAAAAAAAAAAAGAACUGAGCUGAGCAUCAAGAAGCUUCAGUUCAAUUUCACCUCAUAUCUUUCUAAUAACUUACUUGUCACUUUAUUACCUUCCAGUAAUGUGAAUGCUGCUGACAAGACUGUCACACUAACAGCAGACAACACCCUCUCAUGCUUAGCCCCAGCUCUCCUGGCUACUUAUUGCACUGGCCCUGAAGGGACACAAACUAAUAGUGUGCUUUCAAGUUCAGCACUUGGCCAUCAAAUAUAAAAGGAUGCGUAAUUGCCUGUUUAUCCCCUGUGAAGUGGAAAUUGAGUAUAAGAACCAGGCUUUCCCUCCCUGUUCCUUGACACACACACACACACACACACACACGCACACACAUCUGCAAUGAGUGAAGGGAAGUCCCAUCUGGAGCUCUUCGAUUUGUCUUUGGGAAGCCCAAGGCUGCCACUGGCUGCUCUAUCGAGCUAUCAGACAGACAGUAACAAGAUGGCUUCUUAACAAAAGGUCAGCUGAGAAAUGCUGUCUGUGACGGCACUUUUGUCUGCUUAUGUAGCAACUAAUUGCUUUGUAUUGGCAUAAGCCAUACUGUGCCUGCUAGAAAUAGAUGUGCAGACUUGCUGCAGGACUGACUGUGCAGGUUCAGUGGCAAAGAAGAUGUGUAAUCUUUUCUUUUUCUGAUUUAGCCCAUCCUGUGGCAAAUUUCAGAGCAAAACCAUCCCCUCAGAUUCUAACAGUGAAUGCCAAUUCCGAAUAUCCUUCCUGCUGUCAUAGGAACAUCUCCUGCUGAGGUCAGCGUGAACCUCUGUAAAGUGUUAGGGAAGUGUAUCUGAGACACUAUCUACUGCCCUCAUACAAGGAGGAAUUUGCUCCUCCCUGAUUUAUCUCUUCAUUAACAAGAACACUGCCAAAAGUACAGACUCCAGAAUUGCCUUUCAGAUGAGGCAGUCAGGAGAGGAAGAGUUUGAAAGGGGAGGUAGCUUGGGCACAAGCACCAUGUUCUGAGAAGUUACAAGUGCGUGGAAGGCCAGAUUACCUGGCAUCAAGCAUCCCCCUUCAUUUGUACAGUACGUUGUUUAAUCAGAACUGAUUGACUGACUGCUGAAUAGUCAUUGGAAAUUCAAGUAGCCAGAGAAGUAAGGGAAACAUGCUUUCCUUGCCAGGUUGGCAGGAUUUCUAUGCUAGGUUCAUAACAUAAGAUCCCAUUUGUGCCAAUGAGUGCUGCACAUUGUGUGUUGAACUGGUAUUGUCAAUGAGAUACGUAAAAAUACAAAGACGUAUUUCAGACAAAUCCCAAGACUGGAAGACCUAAACACAGCCUUUCUGGGGUUCAUUAUUUUUCACAUCCUUGGAUUAUUCACCAGAUUAGUGGACAGCAGCUCCUUUUUGCUUGCUUUGGAUGCUUAAUCUGUUUCCAGUUCUGUAUGGUAAUUACUCGAUAUCUGCUGCAACAGAAGUGAUGGUGCCCACUAUAAAAAAUAGAGGGCCUUUUACCAGUCAGACAAAGGUCAUUGAUCUUUUCCCUCCUUUUCUUUCCACAUGCAUCAGAAGCUACAAAGGGUGAAACCAGCAAUUUCCUGUGGCUAGGUGGCAGGAAGGAAUGUUUUUUGUAUGUCAGAGGUGAAAAGGCUGAGCCCAAAUUUUGCUCUCCCAUCAACUCCAUGAGCACAUGGUAUGGACCAAAGCAGGAGCAGUUGGAUUAGCUGAUCUGCAACAAUGAGCUGGGCAGGCCUAGCAGCCUUUCUGCAACAUUUCUGAGGCUGUUUGUGGAAACCAGGACUUUCUGAUCCAAUAAACCAUUUGGGUCCUUGUUCUUGUGUGUGUGUGUGUGUGCGUGUGAGGGUAUGUGACAGACAUACAGACAGAGAAAGAGGGUGAAGAAGACAUAAUGACAGUAAAAUGAAGAUUAUAAAUUGGAAAAAUUAUAUAAUUUUAAUCACAUUUACCUGUAUGUAUAUUUUCUCUCAAGUGCUUAAUAACACGAGAAGCUUGACUGAGCAAAUGUCAAAUCUGCAGAGAGGUUUGUUCAGAUGCUCUAUGGACUUCGCAUGCCACUCUCUUCAAACCUUUGGAGAAAAAAUAUUUUAGGAAAAUGGAGGAAAGCAUCCAGGGCAAUUAUAUUUCUAGAGAAGAAAGAGAGAGCGAGACUAGCUAAGUGAUGUAUAAAGAUUUUAUAAGGCCUCCGUUGUCAAACAAAGGGUUGGGAAUGAUCAGAGGAUAAUGUGCAGUUAGGAUGGCAAACUCAUCAAUAGUUUAUCAUAACCUGUCCGCUCCUGUUACGGAACGCACGAGACUGUGAACCGCAGCUCCAGGGGAGCGGUGGCACUGGUGCAGGCGCGCGUGUCCACGUCCGAGCCAGGGAGCAGCACGCAGCACCUGCCCAUCUGGCAGCCAGGGGUGUUGGCAGGCCGCCUGAGGCCCCUGCAGCCCCCUGGCCCCACACUGUGCCAGUGGGACAGGGCGCGUCCCCCCAACUCAGCAGUGAAACGGCACCGCAGCCAUGGGAAUUGGGAUCCCAGCCCCGCUCUUCCUGGUUAGCCUGACGACCUACGGAGCAAAGAGGGGCGCUUCAGCUUGUACAGAUUAAGGCUGAGUUGUUUGUUAUUUUUCAGACCAUAUUUUUUACAUUUGGAUUUUUGUAAUUGUCUUUAUUUUUUACAAACUCUUGUACAAUCUUCAGUUGUUGUCUUAGUUUUUGCAUUUUCUUCACAUGUCCCCACCCAUUUUCUUCUCCUUCCAAGAGAAUCUGUCAUAAAAAUUCUCUCAGAAAAGUAACACAUCCUCCUGAUGUUCUCCAUUUUGGAAAGUCUUAUGCAUUCCAUCUGUGAAAAUGGUCACCGUUUGUAAAGUGACAAGAUGAAUAAAAUGGCCACUGUUGUGUGUGUGUGUCUCAUUUAGCUAUUUAUAAAUAUGAAAUUCAGCAUGCUGCUUUUUCUUGUGCAAACUUUGGUUCCUAUGUCAUAUGGAGCUACUUUCCAUAAUGUGGCUGUUUCUUGACGGGCAGCAUUUGUGUUCUGGGUUCAUGCCUCCCGCCUCUCCUCCAGUCUAUAAGAAGGGCUCUGUGUCCUAAUGGGAUGUAUGUGAAACAGGUGUGCAAACAAGCUGACCUGAACCCUGAAAACAUUCAAAAUUUAUCCUGGCUGAAGCUUCACACACUUCUCCUUACACACAAACAGGUCACCGUAACCUGUUUGUACCUAAGAAUAUCUCAUUGUAGGGGCUUGCACCCAUGGCCAAAUGGGUUUGGAGUUUCCUUGCUUUGAUGAAGGCUCUUGCUCACUGGCAAAGCUGUUGUUUUAGCAGCAUUGGCUGAGAAGGUCAUACGGGCCAAGCAACAUAACAUUUUCCCAUGUAGUCAUCUGCUGCACUUCAGUUUGGGUGACCUGCAGAGAUCAGGCUCUGACUGGGGGGCUCAUGUGGAGAUGUAAGCUGAGAUAAACUGGAUUUGAAUCCUCACGCAUUCAGGGGCCCAUUGUGGGCUGGCAGUGGAUUCAGUCACAGAGACAAAAACCCUGGAAACCCCUUUCUUGGUGGGCAUGGGAGGGUUCCCACAGCGCAAUGGUACAGCAUCUCCUGCUGCUCUCAGUGCCAUGCCAGCAGCAGCAGGGGAUGCAGCAGGAGGGUGGCAAGCUCACCGCUGUCUUGCCAAGCUAAGCUUGUUCCAGCAGGCUUUAUCAAAGCAUGUCACUGGAGUACCUGGGCACAGGGAAGUGGGAGUUGGGGCCCAGUGGACACUUUUGCAAAGGUCUGUCUCUAUUCAAGAUAGGUGAGGCUUUUCAUUUCCACUGUUUGUUCUCAACAUGAGCAAAACGUGAAUGCUCUGCUGUCCAGCCUGCAGAACCAAAGCAUGCACUAUGGAAUAUAGCUGUACAAGGGGAUAUGAAAAACUGCAUCAUGUUGAUCAAAUAAUUGUAACAUUGGUAGCUUCAUAAAUACUGUACGUACUCUAAACAAGUUUUUUCCAUUAGUAAUCUGAGGGAAUUGAAAGUCCUGUUUUUAAUUUGACUUUUCUUUUCUUGUAUUUUCUGUACUGUUACUGUCCUACAGUAUGUCUUUUGCAUAAAAUGCAUAAGGUUUUGGGGAUAUAAAUGGAGUUUUACUCAUACUUUGUCCAAAUACCUCUUGUAAUUUGUAUCAAAAUUCUUGUACAAUUUUUAUAUUAAAGAUUUAUCAGUCACUGA